Molecule: messenger RNA, 728 nt
Organism: Carassius gibelio (silver crucian carp)
Lineage: Eukaryota; Metazoa; Chordata; Actinopteri; Cypriniformes; Cyprinidae
Product: synapse differentiation-inducing gene protein 1-like
Exons: 2
Coding region: 60-548 (162 amino acids)
Cellular component (GO): membrane
Source: RefSeq, a predicted model, not a curated record
UACACCUCUGCAGAGCACAAGGCAAAAUAAUUUACAACCAAAAUCCAAUAUUCAGAGGAAUGGAUUCCAGCCAGUCUUUCAACCAGCCCUUAAUGGCCUGCAAUUCUUCUAAGAAAUCAGCGAUGUUGCAGCCAGCAGCACCCCCACCAGCAUACCAGGAUAAUCUUGCUGGAUAUCCUCCCUCCUUUCCAAGCCACCCAGCACCUCAAGGACCCUACGCCCAGGGGCCGGAUCCAGGACAGUCUGCGGUCACUGUACAGCCUGCAGUUUUUGUGACCACUGCUCCACUGGCCAAUCCAGUGCCAGAUCACUUGGGCUACUCCAUCUUCACCAUGCUGUGCUGCUGCUUACCUCUGGGCAUUGCUGCGCUGGUUUUCUCCUGCUCUGCUCGAAAUGCCAAUGAUUCAGGACAACGAGAAUUAGCAGAGAAGAACUCCAAAACGGCACUCACCCUGAAUCAUUUCGCUCUUGCUCUUGGCCUCAUUUUCAUUGUAUUGUAUAUUAUCUUUCAGGUUGUGUCGUUUAAAAAUGUAAACCAGCAUCCAUAACUGUUACAGUUAUCAUGGUUGGGUACAGACUAUACAAACAAAUUGGAUUCUUUUCAUUUAAAAUGUUAUUUGCUUAAUGUGUCAAUAUUCGCACAGUUAAAACAUGCUUUAAAGACAGAUUAUUGGAUCUUUAAAACAAUAAAAGCUUGACCAACCAAAAAACAGCAUUUAUUUUUGUUU